Molecule: messenger RNA, 2851 nt
Organism: Acinonyx jubatus (cheetah)
Lineage: Eukaryota; Metazoa; Chordata; Mammalia; Carnivora; Felidae
Gene: GTF2B
Product: general transcription factor IIB
Exons: 9
Coding region: 1608-2558 (316 amino acids)
Biological process (GO): transcription initiation at RNA polymerase II promoter; transcription preinitiation complex assembly
Cellular component (GO): transcription preinitiation complex; nucleus
Molecular function (GO): TBP-class protein binding; RNA polymerase II general transcription initiation factor activity
Source: RefSeq, a predicted model, not a curated record
AUCAUGACCUGAGCCGAAACCAAGAGUUGGAUGCUCAACCAACCGAGUGACCCAGGCACCCCUGGGUGUUCAGUUUUAUAAGUUCUUGAUAUAUUUUAGAUUCUAACUCUUACUAGAUAUGUCAUUUGCAAACAUCUCCCAUUCAGGAGGUUCUUUUAGUUUGGUUGAUCGUUUCCUUUGCUGUGCAGAACCUAUUUUGAUGUAAUCUUGGUAGUUUAUUUUUGCUUUUAUCUCCCUUGUCUCAGGAGACCUAUCUAGAAAAAUAUUGCUAUGGUCGCUGUCAGAGAAAUUACUCUCUGUGCUCUCUUCUAGGAUUUUUUAUGCUUUCAAGUCUCACAUUUAGGUUAUUUAAUCCAUCGUGAGUUUAUUUUUGUGUAUGGUAGAAGAAAGUGGUCCGGUUUCAUUCUUUUGCAUAUAGCUGUCCAGUUUUCCCAGCACCAUUUGUUGAAGAAACUGCCUUUUUCCCAUGGCAUAGUCUUGCCUUUUUUGUUGAAGAUUAAUUGGCCAUAUAAUCAUAGGUUUGUUUCUUGGCUUUCUAUCCUGUUCCAUUGAUGCGUGUGUCUAUUUUUGUGCCAGUACCAUACUGUUUUGAUUACUAUAGUUCUGUAGUAUAACUUGAAAUCUGAAAUUGCAAUACUCCAGCUUUGUUUUCCUAUUUCAAGAUUGUUUUGGCUUUUGGGGGUCUCUUGUGGUUCCAUACAAAUUUUAGGAUUAUUUGUUCCAGUACUGUGAAAAAUGCUGUUGGUAUUUUGAUAGGGAUUGCAUUAAAUCUGUAGAUUGCCUUAGGUAGUAUGGACAUUUUAAUGAUAUUUGUUCUUCCAAUCCAUGAGCAUGGUAUACCUUUCCGUUUGUUUGUGUCAUCUUCAGUUUUUUUCAUCAGUGUUUUAUAGUUUUCAGAGUAGAGGUCUUUUUCCUCCUUGUUUAAGUUUAUUGCUAGAUUUUUUUAUCCUUUUUGGUGCAAUUGCAAAUGAGGUUGCUUUCUUAAUUUCUCUUUCUGUUGUUUUAUUAUUAGUAUAGAAAUGCAGUGGAUUUCUGUACAUUGAUUUUGUAUCCUGCGAUCUUACCGAAUGUUAAACUUAUACAUGGAAAUUGUUUGAACAAAAGAGAAGCAGAGCAAGAUAGAGGAGAAUGAGAGUGUUAUGAAGCAAACUGAGGUGUUAAACACUUAGCCAGAUGGAGAUGUUGGGUAAGCAGCUGGAGAGUCUGCUUGGAGUUUAGGGAAGAUGCUGGACAUAACACACAUCUGAGAGGCUGUUGCAUAUUGAUGGCAUUUAGACUUGAGAGUGGAGAGGAGCACCAAGUAUGUCAGUAUUAGCAACAAGAAGAAGACCGAUAACUUAGCUCACGAGUUUUACAAAAUUUUACUGCAAAGUGGAAUAACUUCUGAAAGUUUUUUCAUUUGAUGACUCCACUGUGACACACCCACACCACCUACCUUCAGCCCUCUGCAGUCUGGAUUCCAUACCCAAUACUCUGCCGCGCCCUGUUACGACUGCGUGGGUGACUCGCCUAUAAAAGGCCGUCUCCGAGCGUCUUGUCGCCACAAUCUCUUCCUGUUCUUGGUGCGUUUGUUGUGGCUUCUAGCUGGGACCGCAGUGGCCGUGAAGAUGGCGUCUACCAGCCGUUUGGAUGCUCUUCCAAGAGUCACAUGUCCAAACCAUCCAGAUGCGAUUUUAGUGGAGGACUACAGAGCUGGUGAUAUGAUCUGUCCAGAAUGCGGCCUGGUUGUAGGUGACCGAGUUAUUGACGUGGGGUCCGAAUGGAGAACUUUCAGCAAUGAUAAAGCAACAAAAGAUCCAUCUCGAGUUGGAGACUCUCAGAAUCCUCUACUGAGUGAUGGAGAUUUGUCAACCAUGAUUGGCAAGGGUACAGGAGCUGCAAGUUUUGAUGAAUUUGGCAAUUCUAAGUACCAAAAUCGGAGAACAAUGAGUAGUUCUGAUCGGGCAAUGAUGAAUGCUUUCAAAGAAAUCACUACUAUGGCAGACAGAAUCAACCUCCCUCGAAAUAUAGUUGAUCGAACAAAUAAUUUAUUCAAGCAAGUGUAUGAACAGAAGAGCCUGAAGGGAAGAGCUAAUGAUGCCAUAGCUUCCGCUUGUCUCUAUAUUGCCUGUAGACAAGAAGGGGUUCCUAGGACAUUUAAAGAAAUAUGUGCCGUGUCACGAAUUUCUAAGAAAGAAAUCGGUCGAUGCUUUAAACUUAUUUUGAAAGCUCUAGAAACCAGUGUGGAUUUGAUUACAACCGGGGACUUCAUGUCCAGGUUUUGUUCCAACCUUUGUCUUCCUAAACAAGUACAGAUGGCAGCUACACACAUAGCCCGUAAAGCUGUGGAAUUGGACUUGGUUCCUGGAAGGAGCCCGAUAUCUGUGGCGGCGGCAGCCAUUUACAUGGCCUCACAGGCCUCCGCUGAGAAGAGGACCCAAAAAGAAAUUGGAGAUAUUGCUGGUGUCGCUGAUGUUACAAUCAGACAGUCCUACAGGCUGAUCUAUCCUCGAGCUCCAGAUCUGUUUCCUACAGACUUCAAAUUUGACACCCCUGUGGACAAACUACCACAGCUGUAAAUCGAGGCAGCUGAUGUCAAACUCCUGUGAACACUGAACUCGGCCUGUUGUACAUAGCCUAUACCAAGUGCUGGAUUGAGCCUUUCUUUAAUAAGGAAAAACAAAAGACAUGGUACGCAUUCCAGGGCUAAAUAUUAAUUGCUUGGCAUUCUGUAUGUAUAUACUAGUGAAACAUAUUUAAUGAUUUAAAUUUCUUAUUGAAUUUGCUUUCUUUUGUAGCAACCUAGGAAACUGUAUUUUGGAAGAUAUUUGAAAUUAUGUAAUUCUUGAAUAAAACGUUUUUCAAAACUAAA